AUGGCGGCGCCCUUGCGGCACUUCCCGAUGUGGCGAUGGCGGCUCCCGGGGCCGCUCCGGCCCGGGGGAGGUGCCGGCGGCGUAGCGGCUCCCCGGGCGGGGCUCAAGAAGUGGACGCUGCCCCCGGACUACAGCGGCAUCACCAUCCCGGAGAAGCCCAAGCUGAAGUUCAUGGACAAGGUGCCGGCGGUGCCCAAGGUGCGGCGGGAGCCCCGGCGGCUCCGUGACAUCCGCGGCCCCUCCCAGGUGGCCACCGACUUCACGGAGGGGCAGUACGGGAUCCUGGCUUUGGGCGGGGGGUACCUGCACUGGGGCCACUUCGAGAUGAUCCGCCUGAGCAUCGGGCGCAGCCUCGACCCCAAGUCCAUGUUCGCCGUGUGGCGCGUGCCCGCCCCGCACAAGCCGGUGACGAGGAAGAGCCUGGGGCACCGCAUGGGCGGCGGCAAGGGCCCCAUCGACCGCUACGUGACGGCGGUGAGGAGCGGCCGCCUGCUGGUGGAGGUGGGCGGGCGCUGCGAGUUCGGGCAGGUGCAGCCCUUCCUGAGCCGCGUGGCCCAGAAGCUGCCCUUCCCCGCCGUGGCCGUCAGCCGGGACAGCCUGCAGGAGAUGCGGCGGGAGGAGGAGAGGAGGAGGCUGGACAACCAGAACCCCUGGACUUUCGAGCGCGUGGUGGCCUCCAACAUGCUGGGCAUGAGGAAGUACCUGAGCCCCUACGACCUGCGCCUCAAGGGGCGCUACUGGGGCAAGUUCUUCCUGAAGCACAGGGUGUGAGGAGCCCCUGGGCGGGAUGGAUUUCGGGAUUAAACUUUCCCACGAGA
Molecule: messenger RNA, 818 nt
Organism: Passer domesticus (house sparrow)
Lineage: Eukaryota; Metazoa; Chordata; Aves; Passeriformes; Passeridae
Gene: MRPL16
Product: mitochondrial ribosomal protein L16
Biological process (GO): mitochondrial translation
Cellular component (GO): ribosome; mitochondrial large ribosomal subunit
Molecular function (GO): rRNA binding; structural constituent of ribosome
Source: RefSeq, a predicted model, not a curated record